Ficedula albicollis (Collared flycatcher) is the source of this 606-nucleotide messenger RNA. RefSeq names its product apolipophorins-like. The coding region runs from base 1 to 606 and encodes 201 amino acids. Lineage: Eukaryota; Metazoa; Chordata; Aves; Passeriformes; Muscicapidae. Gene Ontology annotation, molecular function: lipid carrier activity. The transcript is spliced from 5 exons. Gene Ontology annotation, biological process: lipid transport. The record is from RefSeq and is a predicted model, not a curated record.
AUGGCUUUGAAAGUGCAAGAUGUACACAUUAAGAAAACUUUUGCAUCCAGAGAGGAGUCUCUGAAGGAAAUGGACAGUCUAAGGGAAAUACUGGAACAGCAUCCUCUUCAUUUUUCUUUCCGUGAUGGGAAAGUACUGAAGCUCUGUCCUGUGAGGAGUGAACAGACCUGGGCACUGAAUAUCAAGCGAGGCAUUCUCAGUGUCCUGCAGACAGUACAAGAAUUCCCUGCUGGUGCAGUUGUUGAGGAGGUGGAUGUCUUGGGAAUAUGCCCAACCAAGUAUCAGCGAAAGGGUCCCAUUCUUGUAAAGACAAGGGACUUAAACCUCUGCUCCCAUCGCUCUUCUGGUUUGACUUCUGUGCAGUCUGUUGUUCUUCCUCAUGUGUCAUCUGAGCAGCAGAUCCUGUCCUCCCAGCUGGAAUGUGUCCAGAGCAUUAGGGACGGGGUCUUGGAGGAGGCCAAAUGCACCGAGUCCGACCGCGUGACGCUGUUCCCUCAGCAGGGCAGUGGGGCAGAGACACAGACACAGUCUGCACUCAAACUCCUGCACGUGGAGACAGAGACUCUCUACAGCAAAAGUAACUAUGUUUCUGCUAAAGUAAAGUAA